Erinaceus europaeus (western European hedgehog) is the source of this 3427-nucleotide messenger RNA. It is a transcript of the gene RCAN2, whose product is annotated as regulator of calcineurin 2. The coding region runs from base 287 to 1018 and encodes 243 amino acids. The transcript is spliced from 5 exons. Gene Ontology annotation, molecular function: calcium-dependent protein serine/threonine phosphatase regulator activity; nucleic acid binding. Gene Ontology annotation, cellular component: nucleus; cytoplasm. Lineage: Eukaryota; Metazoa; Chordata; Mammalia; Eulipotyphla; Erinaceidae. The record is from RefSeq and is a predicted model, not a curated record. Gene Ontology annotation, biological process: calcium-mediated signaling.
CUCCCCGUAGCCGCUUUGUCCCGGGUGACGGCGGCUGAGGUUGCGGGGAGGAGCAGGCGGGAGGCAGAGACCCGCAGACCCAAGACCUGGAGGUCUAGAGGCGGGACUCGCCGCGCACGGCCCCACGCCCAAGCCCGCGGGCACUGUGCCGGCACCUACGCGCGCUCGCUCGCUCGCACCGGCCAGCAGGUGAGCAGACAGUGCCGCACCCGCUGCCGCUGGCCCUGGAGGACUGACCCAGCAGCCCCAGAAGCUGCUGUCGGCACAUCGCGGACGCCCAGCAGGAAUGAGGGGGGAAUCUUACUUCGUUGGAAUGAGGAACCUUGGACAGCCAGGGUACAUCCCAGAAGAUGGAGGACUUUUCUUGCUCUGCUGCAUAGACAGAGAUUGGGCUGUAACUCGUUGUUUUGCUGAGGAAGCCUUUCAAGCUAUCACUGACUUCAAUGACCUCCCCAACUCAUUGUUUGCAUGCAACGUCCACCAGUCAGUGUUUGAAGGAGAAGAGAGCAAGGAAAAGUUUGAGGGACUGUUUCGAGCUUAUGAUGACUGUGUGACGUUCCAGCUAUUUAAGAGUUUCAGACGUGUGCGAAUAAACUUCAGCAAUCCCAAAUCUGCAGCCCGAGCCAGGAUAGAGCUUCAUGAAACCCAGUUCAGAGGGAAAAAGUUAAAACUCUACUUUGCACAGGUUCAGACUCCAGAGACAGAUGGAGACAAACUGCAUUUGGCUCCACCACAGCCAGCCAAACAGUUUCUCAUCUCACCCCCUGCAUCUCCUCCCGUUGGCUGGCAGUCUAUUAGUGAUGCCACACCAGUCCUCAACUACGACCUCCUCUAUGCUGUGGCCAAACUAGGACCAGGGGAGAAGUAUGAGCUUCACGCAGGGACUGAGUCUACCCCAAGUGUCGUGGUACAUGUGUGUGACAGUGACAUAGAAGAAGAAGAGGAUCCAAAGACUUCCCCGAAGCCCAAAAUCAUCCAAACCCGGCGUCCUGGCCUGCCACCUUCUGUGUCCAACUGAGCUCACCACUCGGCCUCGAUGAGAAUACCUGUCUCCUCUUUAUCAUCCUUACCCCCACCCUGUUGUUUGUCAAAAAAAAAAAGAAAAAAAAAAAAAAGAAAAAAAAAGCCUUUAAAUCCCUGGGUGUUUGGUUGUUUGAGAUUCCUUGUAAUCAAGCCUCUCGGACAUAAGGGCUAGGAAAAGGUGAUAUGUUUCCUGAUCAUAUCAUACUCAUCAAGUAUAAUCUACUAUUUAGAAGGAUCUAGGGAAAAAAUGUAGUAUUUUCUUAUUCAAUAAUCAGCACAGUCUAUAUCUUCAUUCUCUCAUGUUGAUCUAAGCCAGAGACAUCAGUAAGUAGCAAAUAGCCACUGUGUUGUUUUUGAGCUGUUUUAAUCCCAGUCCUGAUGUGUGUGUGUGUGUGUGUGUGUGUGUGCGCGCGUGCUUUUUUUUUCCUGGCCACUUAAGUAGGACCAUAAGUAAACUUGACUUUGACUGCAUGAGAUACCCUUAUCUGGUCUCACUCAGUCCUCUGCAUCCCAACAUUCCCAGGACAUGCAUGAUCACCAGCAUUUAUUUUCACGAUUUGAAGAUGUACUAUAUAACUCACAAUUGUCAGCAUCCAACCAUGUCCUAUCUAGAUUAGGAAAAUUAUCAGCAUUGUCCAGCUAAACAAGUCUGGGUAUACUCACUAUUUUGAGUCAGUACUUCAUAGCUCUGUUAAAAUUUCUUGAGGCAUAACUGAGCUUAGCCCCAAAGAUGUUCCUUAGUAGAUUUUGAACACUGCUUCCAUUUAGAUCUUUCCCAGUCUCGUUGGGGAGGCUUGUCCAGGGUGAUAGAGAUUGAUUUCAGAUGAACCUAUUUAUUACAAAAAGUUUCAUGGUGUCUGAACGAUUGUUUUUUCUCUUUGUAUAUUUGUACAGAUGUUUCAGCUAUGCUUUUAAAAUCUGGAUGUUUUUUAUUUAGUGAUUAUUCAGCAAUUAGCUGCUUAAAAAUAUAUGUGCAUUGCUUAUAAAUGCAUUCAUAUACUAGUACAAGUAAUCUGAUACUAUUACACUCUAUUGUGGAUAAUGCUGAAUUUUGAAAGGGCACAGAACUUCUCACGCCAGUAUACAUAAAUGAUUAGACAACAUCUUUGCUAUUAAGCCCACUUGUUUUUAAAUAAAGAUGCAAGUGUCAGCUGUAGACAAUUUGGAUGAGAUUAAAUCUUUAGAAGGCAGCAGUCACUGAGCAUAUCAAUGGGUGAAAGAAUAUAAAUAUAUGCCAAGCCUACUAAUGCAAUGUCUGUGUUGCUCAAAAAAUUAUUUGUUUCCAUUACAUGUGAUUUUUCUAUUUCUCUAGCCCAAAGUGCAUUACAGAAGAUACACCUAUAGAACCAUUACCUUCUGCUCUAUGUGCCAGGCCUCGUCGACUCCUGUACAUUAACGAAUUGCUUUAGAUGCAAAUGCCAAUUACAGUGGAGUGGGGAAAUACUUUUAUUGCCCAAGCCUCAGAAAAACAGACAGGAACAGCAACACAGCCAACAGGUGGAAGGAUUGUUAUGGUUUUUUGACUAAGGUGUAUGUUAGUUUCAUCAGAAACUUAAUACAUAGACUGAUCACUCAGAAAUUAAAGUCCGUUCUACUGUGAAUAUAGCAAUAUAGUACUGGACACAGUACAGGUGAAACUGAGGACAGAAUUGCUUAUAAAAUCCUGAGUUUCCAUUCAAAGGCUCCUUUAGAAAAUAAAAUCUGAGGAGUGUAUAAUAAGCUCUGACUUUCCUUGCUGUGGAGGUUUUUGGUUAUUCAUCCGGAAUAGUGGUGAAAUUCUGCCCUCUAGCGGUGAAAAUAUUGCUUCAGCUGUUCAUAGGAAGGAACUGCAGCAGUCAGCCAUUUUGUGCUAAGCUUUUUCUCAACCUUCUGUAGACUUUUUAACUUAUCCAUAAUUUUCAGAAUGUAGGUUCUAAAGAAAUCUGGGUGAGAGAAAAUGUUUGGAAAUGAUCGUUGAAUGUUUUAAAAGAGACACAUCAGACUUUCCCAGACAAACUCAGUAAAAGUUGAAUCGACCAUUGUUAAUUUAGUCAUAAAAUUAAAUGAAAUUAAAUUAAACUCAGCGUAUAAUACAAGUGGUUAUAGUCUUAGUGAAAUUUUCGGAGAAGUGUCUCUGUUAAUCCGUUUCAGAUCAAGUAAAUUUUUUCGUUAAGUUGAUCUUUCACAGGGGAAAGAGUAGCUCUUUCAAUGAAGGAGUCAAUUGCUUCAGUGGAGCCUCCUAGCACUGUGAAAGUCAGAAUUGCCUCAGCAUUUCCAUGAUGUGCAUUAUGCAAACCUCUUUAGCACUAUUUUCAGUUUGAAAAGUUUAACAGUGGAGGGGGAGGGGGAGAUUUCCACCAACUGAAUCAUUUGUGCACGUGUAUACCUCAAAGAGUUUAGACUUCAAAUAUACCUGGUGAAUGAC